AUGAUAGAAACAAACCAUAAAGAUAAUUUUUUAAUUGAUGGUGAAAAUAAAAAUUUAGAAAUUAAUGAUAUUAUUAGUAUUAGUAAAGGUGAAAAAAAUAUUAUUUUCACUAAUGAAUUAUUAGAAUUUUUACAAAAAGGAAGAGAUCAAUUAGAAAAUAAAUUAAAAGAAAAUGUUGCAAUUUAUGGUAUAAACACUGGUUUUGGUGGUAAUGGUGAUUUAAUAAUUCCAUUUGAUAAAUUAGAUUAUCAUCAAAGUAAUUUAUUGGAUUUUUUAACUUGUGGCACUGGUGAUUUUUUUAAUGAUCAAUAUGUUAGAGGUAUACAAUUUAUUAUUAUAAUUGCACUUUCAAGAGGUUGGUCAGGUGUUAGACCAAUGGUAAUUCAAACAUUGGCUAAACAUUUAAAUAAAGGUAUAAUUCCACAAGUACCAAUGCAUGGAUCAGUAGGGGCAAGUGGUGAUUUAGUACCUUUGAGUUAUAUUGCUAAUGUGCUAUGUGGAAAAGGUAUGGUGAAGUAUAAUGAAAAAUUAAUGAAUGCUUCAGAUGCCUUAAAAAUUACAUCUAUUGAACCACUAGUUUUAAAAUCAAAAGAAGGUUUGGCAUUAGUAAAUGGUACAAGAGUAAUGAGUUCAGUUAGUUGUAUUUCAAUUAAUAAAUUUGAAACUAUUUUUAAAGCUGCAAUUGGUAGUAUCGCAUUGGCAGUUGAAGGUUUAUUAGCUUCAAAAGAUCAUUACGAUAUGAGAAUUCAUAAUUUAAAAAAUCAUCCAGGUCAAAUUUUAAUUGCACAAAUUUUAAAUAAAUAUUUUAAUACUAGCGAUAAUAAUACCAAAAGCAGUAAUAUUACAUUCAAUCAAUCUGAAAAUGUUCAGAAAUUGGAUAAAUCAGUACAAGAAGUUUAUUCAUUACGUUGUGCUCCACAAAUUUUGGGUAUAAUAUCUGAAAAUAUAAGUAAUGCAAAAAUUGUAAUAAAAAGAGAAAUUUUAUCAGUUAAUGAUAAUCCAUUAAUUGAUCCUUAUUAUGGUGAUGUAUUAAGUGGUGGUAAUUUUAUGGGUAAUCAUAUUGCUAGAAUAAUGGAUGGUAUUAAAUUGGAUAUAUCUUUGGUUGCCAAUCAUUUACAUUCAUUAGUUGCUUUAAUGAUGCAUAGUGAAUUCUCUAAAGGUUUACCAAAUUCCCUAAGUCCAAAUCCUGGAAUUUAUCAAGGUUAUAAAGGAAUGCAAAUUUCUCAAACUUCAUUAGUAGUUUGGUUAAGACAAGAAGCCGCACCUGCUUGUAUACAUAGUUUAACAACUGAACAGUUUAAUCAAGAUAUUGUUAGUUUAGGAUUACACUCUGCAAAUGGUGCUGCAUCAAUGUUAAUUAAACUAUGUGAUAUUGUUUCAAUGACUUUAAUCAUAGCUUUUCAAGCCAUUAGUCUUAGAAUGAAAUCUAUUGAAAAUUUUAAAUUACCAAAUAAAGUCCAAAAACUUUAUUCUUCAAUUAUAAAAAUUAUUCCAAUACUUGAAAAUGAUAGAAGAACUGAUAUUGAUGUUAGAGAAAUUACAAAUGCAAUACUUCAAGAUAAACUUGAUUUUAUUAAUUUAAAUUUAUAA
This is a messenger RNA of Dictyostelium discoideum AX4, 1590 nucleotides long. RefSeq lists its product as hypothetical. The record is from RefSeq and is a predicted model, not a curated record. The transcript has a single exon. Lineage: Eukaryota; Evosea; Eumycetozoa; Dictyosteliales; Dictyosteliaceae. The coding region runs from base 1 to 1590 and encodes 529 amino acids. Gene Ontology annotation, molecular function: histidine ammonia-lyase activity; catalytic activity; ammonia-lyase activity. Gene Ontology annotation, cellular component: cytoplasm.